GAACAAGAAGCAGUGUCGACUGGAUAAGGCAGAGCUAAGAGAGGAAAUCAAAAGAGUUCGCGAGAAAUGGAGGCGGCUAAAGUUGCAAAUAAGACGUUUAAAAGAGCAAGAUUUUGAAAGAAAGAACAUCAUGAGAAAAUUCCAACUUGCGGACAAACAUUCUUCCAAAAACAAUGGCACAAAACCGACUAAAGGUUUGAAUACCAAAUACAACUGGCCCCAGAAAAAGAAACCGGAGCCUACAAAAUCACCCUCAAGGAGAAGAAGAGCUGCCACUGCUCGCAAAGACAGGCUGUGGGACUUUGGAGUGAUACCUUAUAUGAUCGAUGCCAAUUUUUCAGGUUCCAACAAAGCAUUAUUCAAACUAGCCAUGAGACAUUGGGAGAAUUACACCUGUAUCACUUUCAAAGAGAAGGAGCCGGAGGACCAACAUUAUAUUCUGUUUACAGAGAGAUCUUGUGGAUGUUGUUCUUUUGUUGGAAAGCGAGGAAACGGCCCCCAGGCCAUUUCUAUUGGCAAGAACUGCGACAAAUUUGGCAUCGUCGUCCAUGAACUGGGUCACGUGAUUGGUUUCUGGCAUGAGCACACGCGACCAGACAGAGACCACCACGUGCAGAUUAUUUAUAAAAACAUAAUGCCAGGUCAGGAAUAUAACUUCAAUAAAUUGACAGCUGCUGAUGUGAAUUCUUUGGGAGAAACUUAUGACUUUGGCAGCAUAAUGCACUAUUCCCGGAAUACAUUUGCACGUAACACGUACCUGGACACAAUACUGCCACAGAGGAAACCAGGCACCAUUGUCAGGCCUGAGAUUGGUCAGCGAAUAAGGUUAAGUCCAGGUGACAUCCGACAAGCUAACAAAUUGUACAGAUGUCCCAGUUGUGGACGCACACUUCAGGAAUCAAUUGAUAAAUUUAGUCAUACAUCAAAGCCAGGUGUGCCGGACUUCUGUCAGUGGCGUAUCUCUGCAACUCACGGAGAGAAAAUUGUGCUAAACAUCACUUACAUUGACAUGCCUAAAUCUUACAACUGUGAAAGCGACUAUCUAGAAGUCAGGGACGGCCAUUACAUCAAGUCACCACUUCUAGGUCGUUACUGUGGCGAUCAGAUACCCGAUACCCUGACAUCGUCAGGAACACGGAUGUGGAUAGAAUACAGAACUAGGAAUGGAGGAGGUCAAGGCUUUGCAGCUGCUUACGAAGCUAUGUGUGGAGGUGAGAUCAUGAAAGAGGAAGGAUUUCUCACCAGCCCAAACUACCCUGAUGACUAUCGCCCCCAGAAGAAAUGUGUCUGGAGGAUAACCGUUGGAGAAGAGUUUACUGUAGCUCUCAAGUUUCAAUCCUUCGAGAUAGAAAAUCACAAAGAUUGCGUAUACGAUUACCUUGAAGUGCAUGACGGGCCGACAGAAACCUCACCUUUGUUCGGCAAAUACUGCGGGUUUAAAAUACCAGAGGAUAUCAAAUCUACAGGCAACCACUUGUAUGUGAAAUUUGUCAGUGAUGGCUCUGUUCAGAAAGCGGGCUUCUCAGCAACAUUUGUUAAAGAGUUUGAUGAAUGCAGCAGAGAUGACCACGGGUGUGACCAUGACUGUGUGAAUACUUUAGGCAGUUACCGCUGCUCUUGUAGAAUAGGAUACGAGCUGCACUCCGAUGGGAAGAGAUGUGAAGACGCCUGUGGUGGGUACAUUGAUUACGAAAACGGUACGAUAACAUCACCGUCAUUCCCAGACUUGUAUCCGCCAAACAAGAACUGUGUGUGGCAAAUAGUUGCCCCUGAUGGCCACCAAAUUAAUAUCAACUUUACACACUUUGAUCUGGAGGGGCACAAUCAAGACUGUGAAUAUGACUCGGUUCGUGUCAGCAGCGGGGUAGGAGGCAAUGACUUGAAACCACUUGGCGUCUUCUGUGGAUCAACGUUCCCGGCUCCUGUUACUUCUGAGGGCAGCUCACUGAGAAUUGAGUUCAAUUCUGAUAACUCAGUGCAGAAAACGGGUUUUGUUGCUACUUUCACAACAGACAAAGAUGAGUGCGCCAUAGACAACGGGGGCUGCCAGCACAUCUGUAGAAACACCGUAGGCAGCUAUCAGUGCGCAUGUCACAAUGGUUUCACUUUACAUGAUGAUUUGCAUGGCUGUAAAGAAGGUGGCUGCCAGUUUGAAAUUCGAGCUCACUCUGGGGUAAUAUCAAGUCCCAACUAUCCCGAAUAUUAUCCUAGUCGCAAAGACUGUGUCUGGCACUUUACAACUGUACCUGGCCACAGAAUCCGGUUGCGGUUCAGAGUUUUUGAGCUAGAACCACAUCAGGAGUGUACCUACGACCACGUCGUUGUGUUUGACGGAGACGACAGCAGCGCCCGUAGUCUGGGCAAGUUUUGUGGUGCCCUGGUGCCAGACCCUGUCACCUCCAGUGGCAACAGAAUGUUCAUGCUAUUCUUCUCCGAUGCUUCUGUGCAGAGGAAAGGAUUUGAGGCUGAGCAUAGCACAGUUUGUGGAGCACGCUUGAUAGCAUCCGCUUCACCCCAAGGUCUGGUGUCGCAUGCCAGGUAUGGUGACAACAACUAUGACAACAGAGAGGACUGUGAGUGGAAAAUAGAGACCAAAGAAGGUCGCCGCGUACUGCUGAAAUUUACUGCGUUUGAUCUGGAAGAUGAAGCUGAGUGCGGGUACGAUGUUGUAACAGUUUACGAUGGCUUGCAAGAUUCUGAUCCUGUCAUAGGAGAGUUUUGUGGAAGUGAGAUUCCAGAUCCAAUUACAUCGAGUACCGAGUACUUACUGAUUCGAUUCCGUUCCGACGAUACCAUCAACUGGAAAGGGUUUUCUGCUACAUACCAGAUGGCCAUUUCCUCUCCUGAUUAUGUGGAAGGAAAAGACAUCUACGAUCUAGAGAUGGACUUAGAUUAG
Molecule: messenger RNA, 2896 nt
Organism: Candidula unifasciata
Lineage: Eukaryota; Metazoa; Mollusca; Gastropoda; Stylommatophora; Geomitridae
Source: the annotation of a GenBank genome assembly